Messenger RNA from Moneuplotes crassus, 3182 nucleotides. The record is from the annotation of a GenBank genome assembly. NCBI's taxonomy places the organism in Eukaryota, Ciliophora, Spirotrichea, Euplotida, Euplotidae.
AUGAAUAAUCCUUGGAGCUAUUCUCCUCAGCUCAGCUUAUCCAACGUGGCUCAGAACCUUGAUGAUAGCUAUCAGCGGAUCCAGAUUUCAAGCAUUCAAAAAUAUUUAAAAACUCCAAUGGACUCGGUUAACAAGACAUUUGAAAAGACUACAGGGACAUACACUUCUAAUGAGCCUGAAUCAGCUCCUUUCUCAAUCGCAGCAACCACUAACCAUAAAAAGCAAAAAUUGAUUUCAGUACGGCUAAAAUCAGGUAAAGCCUCAAAAAGACUCAAAUAAAUCUCUUAACAUCAAAAGUAUCAACAUUGAUACUUCAUUCAAAGCUGAUAAAAAGAAGAGACCUUCCACUCAGCCAAGAGCUGGUCGUAAAAGAUCAAGACCCUCUCCAAAUUCAAAAGCCAUGAUGCCUUAUACCCCUAUCAUUGAUGAUAAAUCAGUAAAUGGUCAGUGCAAAUAAUAUUCCUGAGGAAGACUCUAGCAUACUCAACCCAACCUCUGGAAUGAGGAGCCCCUUUGAAAACGACGCAAAGCUAAGCUCAGUCUUAGUCAAAUCAGAGCACCUGGCUCAGGUCACUUUUCCUCAAAAUAAAAUAAGGAACAUUCAAUUCAACACAAACGAAAUUGAAGUUGACAAUGGAGAUCAAAUAAUUCCCUCUGAGGAUCAAGAUUAUAAUGAUGAACUUUCAGAAAAUUUUGAAUUCAAAAAUGAAUUAGAAAUACUCCAAAAGGAACCCAGAUUAGCCCUUUACCAGAAAAGCAAAGGAAAAGUGAUCAAGAACACGACUAAGGAAUAUGCUAUGAGCCAAAAGAGACUCAGCCAAGAGCUACCUUCUCCUAGCCAAGAAGAGGGGAUUUUUAAAAUAUUUAAGGAUGACAUCUUUCAGCAAAAUGAAAGACCCCCCAGAUCUUUCAGAAACAUAGAGAUUUUAAACACCUUUGGAACAAAGAAUACUAAGUCUGAUCAGGAUGAACAUCUUCAAGAUCUGCAGACAAUUCAUAAGAGGAGAAAUAGAAAGUACACAGGAAAUCUCCAAAUAUCAAGAUCUGCCAAAAAGAGAUUGGUUAACAAAAAUAGCACCGCUAACAGCGCAGAUAGGCUAAAUGAUGUAUUAAAUGUGAAUAAAUUGGUAGUCAACGACUACAAAAACCCUAAAUUUGCCCAAAAGAAAGACAGUAUCACUCAAAUAGCUCAACGUGAGGUAGAUCCUCCCUCGAACUUGGUCUUGCUCAGCAAUGCUUUACAAAUAGUUGAAAAUAGUAGUUCUUCAAGAAAAGAUGAACACUCAAAUGAGAAGCUGUGUGAGCCUUCUGGAUAUUCUUCAGCUCAUCUGAACAAACAGAAUCGGUAUAAAAGUGCCUUAAAAUAAGUCAAAUCUUUCAACGAUCAAAGACCCUGGCAGUUCAUGAAUGGACACUACUCCAAAGGACAAAUAAACUAGAUGAGCUCAAAAGGAUUGUAAACCAUUCUCGCCAAAGUGUGAAUGCCAAAAAGAUGAAACAAAAGUCAAAUUUACAAAUCUGCUUUCAUCGGAAGAAGCUCUCUGUCACUCCAAAUCCUGAAAUUGCUAUGCCAAAUGACACCUUUGAUGAGGAAGAAAAAGAUGAAGUUCAUAAAACUGCAAACAAAAUGAAAAUGGUAGUUAAAAAGAUCAAAAAGAAGCAUUCUGAGCCUAAUCAGCCUCCUAGAACUAACAGCAUCAAUGAUUUUCAAAAGAUACAAAAUUUUACGAAUAACUUUGAGCAAGAUUUAUUUGAUUAUGAAAAGUGCAUAAACAGUAAUAAUGGUACUAGAAGAGUCCAAACUGCAAAACAAAACAGAAUUCAGUUUCCCUCAAUUGGUGAGGAAGGGUUCCGCACUUUCUAUAACCCGAUCCUCGAGACUAAGAUGGCAACUUUCAAUGAAAAUUUAUACCUUACCAAGAAAAGCUUCUACGAACGAUUUUUUGAAAGAGAAGAGCCUAAAGAUGGUAUUAAAAUUGUUGGCCAGAACAUCAAAAAGUAUAUUGAGAACUUUGAACGUAUAACAACUGAAAAACAGAGAGAACAUCAGAUUGAGGAUACCUCUAUUGAGAAGUUCAAAAAGAUUGACCUUAAGAUUGAAAAUAAUAACCUCAAUAACAGUAAUGACACAUAUUCAGCAAUUAUCGUUGAGUCUGACAAAAGAACUCGUGAUGGGGCCUGAAGAACCAAGAAUGCUGACUCUUUUGAAAAGGAAAGAAGUCAAUCUCCAAAUAUCAGGGAAAAUAACAGCAACGCUCUUGAUGACUCUUACAGGCAAAAUAGAGACAUCGAUCAUAAAUCAUCCAAAAUUCUUAUUGCAAACGUAAAAAAGCUGUAUAGGAUUAGAGGUGGAAGUGCUAAUUCUCGUGAAUCCGAUCUAAAAAUGAAGACCAAAGACUCCAACGAAUACUCCUACGGGAAUGAAAUUGGUAAAAUGGAGCCCAAAAUAGAUAAUAGUGAGAAAAGUAGCGAGCUUAGUCCAAAUGCUAUUAAAGAGAAGGAAGAUGAUUAUGACAGAAGCUCAUGUAUCAGCAAAUAAACAUAACAGCAUGUCUAAGAAUGAAUCAAUUAUCUCUAAUUGCAGAUCUAAAGGCAAAAUAUUAUUCUCAAAAACUAGAGAAAAGCACAAAGUGAGCCUGAGCAAAUACAAUGACAUUAGGUUAAACCAUCUUAAUUUGAUCAGAAGGGGAGAUUCUCAGAAAAGAAAAAUAAUCUCUCAUCCAAAAUCCAUAGAAAAAGACACAGUUAACUUAGUUAUUAGGCCAAAGAUGGCUCAUAAUAAUUACGAAGUCACUAAUAAUAGACACUUUAACAAAGUUUUUGGCAACAGAGUCAUUCAGUCUAGAGAAAGAACCCAUCCUCACAGAAGUUAUGUCGCUAAGAGUAAGCGUCUCAAAAGUGCGAAAGUUGGAGGACGGAAUAGAAAAGAGAAAAUAGCUAAUUCUCUGAUCAUCAAAUCUAUCAAAGUUGGAUCUACAAAGAACACUACUAGAAGAAGUUUAAUGAAAAAUCUCAAAGAGACUCCCAAAAAUACGGAUAUCUCUUAUCCUGGCUUAGAGGGCUCGGUGACAAUGAGUAACCCCCAUAGAAAGUACAUUGAGCUAAACAAUACUAGCAAAGCAGUCAUCGAGGAUAGCUAUUCCUACAGAAAGCUUAAUUUCUUAAAAUACUUAAAAAUAUAG